AUAUAAAACUGAAAUUACUUUGGUCAUGACAAUCAUUCGUUUAGUUCGUUUACAGGUCCAAACAACAACAACAAUAGAACACGGUGUCAUGGAGUCCUUUGCCGUGUACGUUUUGCUAGCGUUGGCUAUCAGCUCAUCGAUAAAGUGCGAAAACGCAUCUUCCGAAAAACAGGCUUCCAGGAGGAGCAUAGGCGAAUACCACGACCACUUUGAUCACCACGACCACUUUGAUCACCACGGUCACCACGAUCACAUUGGCCAAUACGCGCAUUUCCACAGCCACUACCCGGCGUCCUACGCGAGCCACUACGCUCCUUACCACGCGCACAGCUACCUCGGCCAUCACCAUCACCAUCCGGUUGUCUACCAGUCGGUCGUGCACGCCAUCCCUACAGCCACCACAGUGGUCCAUAAACAUGUGCCAGUACCAGUACCACACCCUGUACCCGUGCCUGUGGUUCGGCCCGUGCCAGUUGAGGUGCCCCGUCCGUACCCCGUGCCCGUUAACCGGCCGUACCCCGUGCACGUCAUAAAGCCAGUGCCGGUGCCCGUGGCCCAGCCGUAUCCCGUCACCGUGUACAAACCGUACCCGGUACCGGUGUACCGGCCGUUGCCUGUGGCAGUGGCCAAACCUGCCGUACAUGUACAAUACGCCACCAGAGUGCCAGUACGCGUGCCCUUGAGGUACUACCCUCAUGCCCCGAGUUACAGUUACCAUGGCCAAGCUGGCAUUUACGCUCACCGGCACGCCUAUGCUGCGGCUCCGACUCCGGCGUACACUCCAGCUACGGCGUACGCUCCCUCUCCGGCAUACGCUCCAGCGCAACCAUACCCAGGUCAGUCGGCUUACUUGCAACAGCUGCUGCGUGGAGCGCAAAACGAAUACGAAGUGAACGAACCCCAGUCUAACGAAGAAGACUACGCUGCUUUUCAAGGACAACAAGAAGCCAGCCUGGCACUUCACCAGCAACACGGCAACGUAGAACAAGACAUCGACUCUAGGUAUCCGCCGCUGACCAACGCCAAUGAACUGAGUUUGGGAGUGCCAAACACCGACUACUCUAGCACUAAGAAAAAAUAGUACCUACUCAUAAUUCAUAACAUAUGAUUGUAUUAUACCCAUAAUCAUUUGAGUAGGUAUAGAUCUUUACUCGAUUACAUAUUAUUGUGUUAUAUGAAUUACCAAAAUUAUGAUUCCAAAGACUGCGGCGUGUGCACUUGUUAUAAUAUUAAUACUCGAUACUAUACCAACGUGUUGUGUUUGUUAAAAUAAAGUUAUAUGUUAAUUAA
Molecule: messenger RNA, 1290 nt
Organism: Adelges cooleyi (spruce gall adelgid)
Lineage: Eukaryota; Metazoa; Arthropoda; Insecta; Hemiptera; Adelgidae
Exons: 2
Coding region: 26-1081 (351 amino acids)
Source: RefSeq, a predicted model, not a curated record